GAAGAGCGGCCCAGUACUGAUUAUUCAACUUUCAAGUUAAUAUUGUACGUACACUCCUAAUAGGGUUGCACUUUAACAACGAAUUCUUAAUACCUCGAUCACUCCUACUCAUCGGGAUGGAGUGGCAGCCAGAUGAGCAGGGACUUCAGCAGGUCCUACAGCUGCUCAAAGACUCCCAGUCACCUAACACAGUCACACAGAGAGCUGUCCAACAAAAACUCGAACAACUCAACCAGUUCCCUGACUUUAACAACUAUCUCAUCUUUGUCCUUACACGACUCAAAACUGAAGAUGAGCCGACUCGCUCUCUGAGUGGUCUGAUACUGAAGAACAAUGUCAAAGCCCACUACCAGAACUUCCCAUCAGCCGUUGCUGACUUCAUCAAGCAGGAAUGCCUCAACAACAUCGGCGAUCCCUCGCCGCUCAUCCGUGCCACCAUUGGCAUCCUGAUCACAACUAUUGCCUCCAAAGGAGAGCUGCAAACAUGGCCCGAGCUGCUGCCUCAGCUCUGCAACUUGCUCAACUCAGAGGACUACAACACGUGCGAGGGCUCAUUUGGCGCACUGCAGAAGAUCUGCGAGGAUUCAUCGGAGCUGCUGGACAGCGACGCUCUGAACAGACCCCUCAACAUAAUGAUACCCAAAUUUCUUCAGUUCUUCAAGCAUUGCAGCCCCAAGAUUAGAUCCCAUGCCAUAGCCUGCGUGAACCAGUUCAUCAUCGGCCGAGCCCAAGCCCUGAUGGACAACAUUGACACUUUCAUAGAGAGCCUGUUUGCGCUGGCAGCAGAUGAGGACUCUGAGGUCAGGAAGAAUGUAUGCCGAGCCCUGGUAAUGCUACUGGAGGUCCGCAUCGACCGCCUCAUCCCCCACAUGCACAGCAUCAUCCAGUACAUGCUGCAGCGAACCCAGGACCCUGACGAGAACGUGGCUCUGGAGGCCUGCGAGUUUUGGCUGACUCUAGCAGAGCAACCCAUCUGUAAAGAGGUGCUCUCCGGACACCUAGUGCAACUGAUCCCUAUCUUAGUAAAUGGGAUGAAGUAUUCUGAGAUAGACAUCAUACUACUGAAGGGUGACGUGGAGGAGGACGAGGCGGUACCAGACAGCGAGCAGGACAUCAAACCCCGUUUCCACAAGUCGCGCACGGUCACUUUGCAGCAUGAAGGAGGCGAGGGGGAGGAGGGGGAGGACAUCGAGGAAGACGACGACGACGAUGACGACACGCUGUCUGACUGGAAUCUGCGGAAAUGUUCUGCAGCAGCACUGGACGUGCUGGCCAACGUGUUCCGUGACGAGUUGCUACCCCACCUCCUGCCACUCCUGAAAGGCCUGCUCUUUCACCUUGACUGGGUGAUCAAGGAGUCUGGUAUCCUGGUGUUGGGGGCCAUAGCUGAGGGCUGCAUGCAGGGCAUGGUGCCCUACCUGCCGGAGCUCAUCCCUCACCUCAUCCAGUGUCUGUGUGACAAAAAGGCCCUGGUCCGCUCCAUUGCCUGCUGGACCUUGAGUCGCUAUGCACACUGGGUGGUUUCCCAGCCCCCCGACUCGUAUCUCAAACCGCUCAUGACGGAGCUCCUGAAACGCAUCCUGGACAGCAACAAGAAGGUGCAGGAAGCCGCCUGCAGUGCAUUUGCAACCUUGGAGGAAGAGGCAUGCACAGAGCUGGUGCCAUAUCUGAGUUACAUUCUGGACACUCUGGUCUUUGCUUUCGGGAAGUACCAGCACAAGAAUCUGCUCAUCCUGUAUGAUGCCAUAGGAACUCUGGCAGAUUCAGUGGGUCACCAUCUCAAUCAGCCUGAGUACAUUCAGAAGCUGAUGCCCCCUCUUAUUGCAAAGUGGAACGAGCUGAAGGACGAAGACAAGGAUCUCUUCCCUCUGCUGGAGUGUCUGUCGUCAGUAGCCACCGCCCUGCAAAGUGGGUUUCUGCCCUACUGCGAGCCCGUCUAUCAGCGCUGUGUCACAUUAGUCCAGAAGACACUUGCUCAGGCUAUGAUGUACAACCAGCAUCCAGACCAGUAUGAAGCUCCUGACAAGGAUUUCAUGAUUGUGGCCUUGGAUCUGCUGAGCGGCCUGGCUGAAGGUCUGGGAGGACACGUGGAACAGCUUGUGGCUCGCUCUAACAUCAUGACCCUGCUUUUCCAGUGCAUGCAGGAUACCAUGCCCGAGGUGAGGCAGAGCUCCUUUGCUCUCCUGGGCGAUCUAACAAAGGCAUGCUUCCUCCACGUGAAGCCCUGUAUUGCUGAGUUCAUGCCCAUCCUUGGGCUCAACCUGAACCCAGAGUUUAUCUCCGUGUGUAACAACGCCACCUGGGCCAUAGGGGAGAUCUCCAUGCAAAUGGGUGCAGAAAUGCAGCCGUAUGUGGGUAUGGUGCUGCCACACCUGGUGGAGAUCAUCAAUAGACCCAACACUCCCAAGACUCUGUUGGAAAACACAGCCAUUACGAUCGGCAGGCUGGGUUUCGUGUGUCCUCAGGAAGUGGCGCCACAGCUGCAGCAUUUCAUUAGGCCAUGGUGCACGUCGUUGAGGAAUAUAAGAGAUAAUGAGGAGAAGGACUCAGCUUUCCGGGGAAUCUGUGUGAUGAUCGGCGUGAACCCUGCAGGAGUGGUGCAGGACUUUAUUUUCUUCUGUGAUGCUGUGGCCUCAUGGGUGAACCCGAAGGACGACCUGAGGGACAUGUUUUAUAAGAUCCUGCAUGGCUUCAAGGACCAGGUCGGAGAGGAGAACUGGCAGCAGUUCUCUGAGCAGUUCCCUCCUCUGUUGAAGGAGCGCCUGUCAGCCUGCUACGGCGUCUAACCCGGCCACCCCUUUGGUCCACGCAGGACACUGACCUGUUAGGUUAAUGAAGGGGAGGGUAACAGGGGAACUCAUUGCACUGCC
Messenger RNA from Maylandia zebra (zebra mbuna), 2870 nucleotides. Its product is annotated as transportin-2. Gene Ontology annotation, biological process: protein import into nucleus. Lineage: Eukaryota; Metazoa; Chordata; Actinopteri; Cichliformes; Cichlidae. The record is from RefSeq and is a predicted model, not a curated record. Gene Ontology annotation, molecular function: small GTPase binding.